Molecule: messenger RNA, 4299 nt
Organism: Spodoptera frugiperda (fall armyworm)
Lineage: Eukaryota; Metazoa; Arthropoda; Insecta; Lepidoptera; Noctuidae
Exons: 17
Coding region: 121-3891 (1256 amino acids)
Molecular function (GO): 2 iron, 2 sulfur cluster binding; iron ion binding; FAD binding
Source: RefSeq, a predicted model, not a curated record
AUGACACGUUAACUCUCUCUGAAAAUUUACUUUCGACCAAGUUUAAAUAAGUAGGUGAUACUGGCCCCUGUAUCCUUUGCCGGUAGUGUCAGUCUGCGGUACGAAGCCGCACUCACAGCCAUGGACGUCAUCAAGUUUAAGGUGAAUGGAGUCGAGCACACAGUCGGUGGGGAGGUCAGCUCCGACGUUAUGUUGCUGGACUAUCUCCGCAACUACCUCCAGUUGCGUGGUACCAAGUACAGUUGCCGCGAGGGUGGCUGCGGAGCCUGCAUGAUCACCGCUGCGAAAACUCCAGGAGGUCCACACUUGGCCAUCAAUUCGUGUCUUCAAUCGCUCGGAUCCUGUCAUGGAUGGGAUAUCCUGACUAUCGAGGGUUUGGGCAACAGGAAGGAUGGGUACCACCCCCUGCAAACCACCCUCGCUGAGAACCAUGGAACUCAGUGUGGAUACUGCACUCCAGGAUGGGUGAUGACCAUGCAUGGUCUCAUGGAAAGCAACAACCAGCUGACGAUGUUAGACGUAGAAAAGUCACUUUCCAGUAAUCUUUGUCGCUGUACUGGCUACAGACCCAUUCUGGAUUCUUUCAAGAAGUUCGCAGUAGACAGUCCUGCAGAGGAUAAGAUUAAAAAUAUUAAAGAUUUGAGCAUCUGCAAGAAGUCCAACAACUGUUGUCGAAGCUUUGCCAAAGACAAUGACUGGUGUAUGGUGGAAGAUGAGUCUGCAAGAAAGAUGCUGACAAUGAAAAUGAAAGAUGGUAAAACAUGGUACAGACCUACACUUCUCGACGAACUUUUGAAGUUAUUGAAGCAAAAUUUGGAGUCAUACAUAUUGAUCGGUGGAAAUACCGCCAAAGGUGCGUAUCCCAUAGUAGAAUAUCCUCAAGCAAUGAUAGACGUGACCCACGUACCAGAGCUGAGACGUAACGACAUGGAUCAGAACCUUAGAGUAGGAGCAGCUCUUACUAUGACUGAAUUAAUGGACAUCUUCAAAGCUACCGCUGACAAGGACGGCUUCAGUUAUCUAUCUAAACUGUAUGACCAUGUAGAUCUAGUUGCUCAUAUACCGCUGAGAAAUGUGGCAACAAUUGGUGGAAACUUAAUGAUCAAACACCUUUACAAUGCUUACCAAUCUGACUUGUAUCUGAUCUUCUACACGGUCGGUUGUCAACUAACUAUCGUGGAUUACCGUGGCAAGAAACAAACGGUCACGAUGAAUAAGUUUUUGCAAUUAGACAUGAAAGGGAAAGUAAUCAUGGACGUCUUGUUCCCACCGCUAAGUAAAUCGCAUAAGCUUUUUACUUACAAGCUUAUGCCAAGAGCUCAAAGUUCUCACGCCAUUGUAAACGCCGGAUUCCUCUUCAAACUGAAUUCUUCCGACGUGGUAGAAGAAGCUACUAUCGUAUACGGAGCUCUCUCAGACAAGUUUGAGAAGGCUGUGUCCACUGAAAGGUACCUUAUAGGAAGGAAGUUGUUUGAUAAUGACACUUUGAAAGGAGCUUUGAAGGUUUUGGAUGGAGAAUUGAUCGUGGAAGACCAUCCACCAGAACCAUCUGUUGAAUACAGGAGUCAUGUCGCUAAGGCACUCUUCUUCAAGGCUCUUCUAAAUCUAGCUCCAUCUAUACCAUCUCGAACUGCCUCAGCUGCUGUAGAUUUGCAUCAAACCAGACCAGUCUCCAAAGGAAAACAGGUCUUCGCCACUGACACCGCAUUGUGGCCAUUGAAUAAGCCAAUGCCAAAGCUUGAAGGACAGAUUCAAUGUGCAGGAGAAGCUGUAUAUACUGACGAUGUACCAUCGUUCCACAAUGAAGUGUUUGGUUCAUUUGUACUGAGUACUGUGGGCCGUGGAACUAUUCUCAAAAUGGAUCCUAGUGAAGCUUUGGCAUUACCCGGUGUGUUAGCAUUCUAUACAUAUAAAGAUAUCCCCGGGCUGAACUCUUUCACACCCACAGAUGGUCAAGGCGGACUUACGUCAGUAAAUGAAGAAAUUCUGUGCGAAGGUGAUGUUAAAUAUAACGGCCAGCCUAUUGCUAUCAUUGUAGCAGAAACUCAAAACUUAGCAGACAGAGCUGCAAGGCUAGUGCAAGUUAAAUACACCAAUAUUUCUACACCUGUUACGGAUAUCAAAGUAGCUAAACAAGAUAGUAGUAGAAAUACUUUGUUCAUUGCUGCUGAUGCCACAAGCACUGGAACCGAUGUCUACAAGACUAUAACUGGUAGCAACGUUGUACACGGGCAAUAUCAUUUCCCAAUGGAGACCAUUGUCUCUGUCGCUAAACCUACGGAAGAAGGACUGGAGUUACAUUUGGCAUCACAAUGGAUGGAUGGAGCACAUACUAUGGCUUCGAGAGCUUUGAAUAUAGAUCAAAGCAAGAUUGAUGUCUACAUUCGCCGAGUUGGUGGUUCUUAUGGACUGAAGAUUACGCGUUGCAUUCAGUCUGCUGUUGCAUGCAGUCUUAUUGCAUUUAAAAUGAACCGUCCGUGCAGGUUUAUUCAACCAUUGGUUACCAAUCUCAAAGCUUUUGGUAAAAGGAUGCCCAACGUGACUGAUUAUGAGGUUGCAGUCAACAGUUCAGGAGUUUUACAAUAUGCAAACUUAGUGGCCUAUACGGACAACGGUCACAAGAUAAAUGAGCCAAUUGCAUACUACGCAGCUGAUGUCUAUUUCAACUGCUACGAUAGCACCAAAUUUAAUUACAAAUCCUACAACACAGUUACCGAUACGGCUAAGAAUACUUUUUGUAGAGCACCAGGCACAUUGGAAGCCAUCGCAAGCAUGGAGAAUAUUAUGGAGAGAAUCUCUUAUGAACUUUCUUUGGAUCCAAUUGCCCUCCGUCUUGCCAAUUUGGGCAAAAAUUUUGCGAGCGAGGUAACUGAAAUAGUAGAAGCAUUAAAGACUAGCUCUGAAUAUACUAGUCGCAGAGCAGCAGUCGAUUCUUUCAAUACACAAAAUAGAUGGAAGAAGCGAGGAUUGAGAUGGGCUUUCUGUAGAUGGCCUCCAGUAGGUGGUUUUUAUGCUGACGUAAAUCUGUCAGUUUUCCAUUCAGAUGGCACUGUUGUUAUUACUCAUGGAGGUAUUGAAAUGGGUCAAGGCAUUAACACUAAAGCCGCUCAAGUGGCAGCUUACUUGCUGAAAAUACCAGUCGAAAAGAUUGAAAUUAAAGGAAACAACAGUAUCAUUACACCAAACAGUUUCGCCAGUGGAGGCAGCGUCACGACCGAGGGUGUGAUCGUCGGACUGAGAAGAUGUAUUGAGCAGUUGCAGGCCAGAUUAGAACCUAUCAAGGCGACGAUGACUGACCCUACAUGGUCACAGUUGAUAGCCGCAGCAUUUGCUGCUAAUGUGGAUCUUCAAGUCCACGGCUACUGCAGUUCAUCAGAUGCUCAGUCAUACGAAAUAUUCAGUGCAGUUUGUUGUGAAGUAGAAGUUGAUGUUCUAACCGGAGAAUAUGAAAUUCUGAGAGUAGAUUUAGUACAAGAUGUUGGUGUCAGUAUGAACCCUGAUAUUGAUAUUGGACAAAUUGAAGGAGCUUUCAUGAUGAGUCUUGGAUACUGGACUUGUGAGAAAUUAGUUUAUGACUCAGAAAACGGUGCACUACUCACGGAUAGAUCUUGGGACUACCAUCUUCCUGAGGCCAGAGAUAUACCUCAAGACUUUAGAGUUACCCUAAAGAAUUCUUACAGCACCGACUUCAUUCUGGGAUCCAAGGCUAUUGGAGAGCCACCAUCGUGUCUGUCAGUGGUUGUACCAUUUGCACUCAGAGAAGCAAUUGUGCAGGCAAGACAAGAAUCUGGUAUACCGACCACGCAAUGGUUCGAUGUUGAGGGCCCAUUCUCCACGGAAAAGAUAUGCAUGUCGAUGAAGACAAACGUAGAUGACUUUAAACUUUUUUAAGAUGAAAUGAAGAAACGAUUGGAUGAUACUAAUAUAGGUUUACCAUUGGUUGCUUCACUCGUUUAUGGCAGAGUGAAUGGAGUGGGACACAUGCUUAGCGAUAAUGAAAAAGGAGGUCCCUUUUCAGCUAUUUUGCUUUUUUAAAUCCGAGAAGAUUGUUAAGCUUUCUUCGAUUUCUUUAUCAAUAAAUCAUGUUUGAAGUUUUUCAUCUAACUUCUCAAGUGGAGAUUUUACUUUUUUUUGCAGUUUUAUUUGCUUUUUUGCACUAUCAAUAUUGUUAUUUGGUUUUUUGACGGUUUUAUCUCUUCUGGGGUUUUGUUGGGUUAUUAUUUGAUUUUUAAACGUUGUAUUGUAAUCCUUAUUCAAAAGUGAUAUUUGGUUAAGUUUAUUAAAGUGGUUGGCUUUUUA